Messenger RNA from Metarhizium acridum CQMa 102, 2433 nucleotides. It is a transcript of the gene mcm7, whose product is annotated as Belongs to the MCM. Gene Ontology annotation, molecular function: single-stranded DNA helicase activity; ATP hydrolysis activity; ATP binding. Gene Ontology annotation, biological process: double-strand break repair via break-induced replication; DNA strand elongation involved in DNA replication; DNA replication. NCBI's taxonomy places the organism in Eukaryota, Fungi, Ascomycota, Sordariomycetes, Hypocreales, Clavicipitaceae. Gene Ontology annotation, cellular component: nucleus; MCM complex. The record is from RefSeq and is a predicted model, not a curated record.
AUGGCACUCCGAGAGUACAAGGCUCCCGUCGACUAUGACGAGCAGCAAAGUGCCUUUGAGGAGUUCCUCAAAGACUUCAAGACGUCGCCCGAGCAUACCAUUACCACCGCUAUGGGCGACAUUACCAUCGACGAAGAUGAUUUGAGUGACGAGUAUGACUUCAUGGAUGAAGACGAAGAGUCGGGCGACCGCCGCCGCAAGGAGAAGGGGAAUCAAAGAACUCCUCAGCACAAGUACAAGGAACUGUUGCAGCAGCUAGCUGAUAGAACCAUUGACGAAAUCACCAUUGACCUCGAUGAUGUUUAUGAUUGGGAAAGUCAAGGCCAAGAAGAACUCCACCUGGUUGACUCAAUAGAGCUGAAUACAAAGCAAUACGUCGAUAUUUUGUCCAAAGCCGUGGACAAUGUCAUGCCACAACCCAGCACAGAUGUCAGCUUCAAGGAUGAUGUUCUCGAUGUUUUGAUGGCUCGUCGCCAAGCCCGUAACCGCGAACUUCAGGAAGCCGCAGAGCGUGACCCUACUGCCGAGGACGAUCAGUUUCCUGCCGAGCUUACUCGGCGGUACACUUUGGUCUUCAAACCCAGAUCGCGGACCGCUGAAGAACCUACCAAGGCUUUGGCUGUUCGCCAAGUCAGAGGUGAUCACAUGGGCCACCUGAUCACGGUCCGGGCUAUUGCCACGCGCGUGUCUGAUGUGAAGCCGAUCGUUCAAGUCAGCGCUUAUACCUGCGACAGCUGCGGAUGCGAGAUCUUCCAGCCCAUUACCGAUAAACAGUAUGGGCCGCUGACAAUGUGCCCGUCCCGAGACUGCGAGGCAAACCAGUCCAAGGGUCAGCUCAAUCCCUCCACUAGAGCAUCCAAAUUCCUGCCCUUCCAAGAAGUCAAGGUCCAGGAAAUGGCCGAGCAGGUUCCUAUUGGUCAGAUUCCUCGUUCCCUGACCGUCCUGUGCUACGGCAGCCUUGUACGAAAGAUUAACCCUGGUGAUGUCGUUGACAUCUCCGGCAUCUUCUUGCCUACUCCCUACACAGGCUUCAAGGCUAUGAAGGCUGGUCUCCUGACCGACACUUACCUCGAGGCUCACCACAUCCACCAGCACAAGAGGGCCUACAGUGAGAUGAUUGUCGACCCACGACUCGUGCGACGCAUCGACAAGUAUCGACAGACUGGCCAAGUGUACGAGCUACUUGCCAAAUCUAUUGCCCCUGAAAUCUACGGACACCUGGAUGUUAAGAAGGCUCUGCUGCUCUUGCUUAUUGGCGGUGUUUCCAAAGAGAUGGGCGAUGGUAUGAAGAUUCGAGGCGACAUCAAUAUUUGCUUGAUGGGUGACCCUGGUGUUGCCAAGUCUCAGCUUCUCAAGUACAUUUCCAAGGUUGCCCCGCGUGGUGUAUAUACCUCCGGCCGUGGAAGCAGUGGUGUCGGUCUGACGGCUGCUGUCAUGCGAGACCCAGUGACCGAUGAGAUGGUUCUUGAGGGUGGUGCUCUUGUUCUCGCAGACAAUGGCAUCUGCUGCAUCGAUGAGUUCGACAAGAUGGAUGAUAACGACAGAACAGCCAUUCAUGAAGUCAUGGAACAGCAGACCAUUUCCAUUUCCAAAGCCGGCAUCUCGACAACUCUCAAUGCUCGCACGUCCAUUCUGGCAGCCGCUAACCCCAUCUAUGGGCGAUACAACCCCCGAAUCUCUCCCGUUGAGAACAUUAACCUUCCUGCUGCGCUGUUGUCUCGUUUUGAUGUACUUUUCCUUCUUCUCGAUACCCCAUCUCGCGAAUCAGACGAGCAGCUGGCAAAACACGUCGCCUUUGUUCACAUGAACAACCGCCACCCCGACAUUGGCACCGACAAUGUUGUCUUCACACCUCACGAAGUGCGCUCAUACGUAGCCCAAGCACGAACGUACCGUCCUGUUGUCCCCGAGUCCGUCUCAGAUUACAUGAUCAAGACUUAUGUCCGCCUCCGAGAUCAGCAGCAGCGAGCUGAGAAGAAGGGCAAGCAAUUCACCCACACUACCCCGAGAACAUUGCUUGGUGUUGUUCGUCUCGCUCAGGCCCUUGCUCGUCUCCGUUUCAGCGACCAGGUUUCCCAAGAUGACGUUGAUGAAGCAUUGCGCCUGGUCGAAGCCAGCAAGGAGAGCCUCAACGCUGAAGUGAACACCGGUCGCCGCGGCCUCAACGCCAGCAGCAGAAUUUACAAUCUCGUCAAGGCGCUCGCUGAUUCUGGCGCCUGUCGUGCUGACGACGCCGAAGAUGACGACCUCGGUGUUGAGUUGAGCAUGCGCAAGGUGAAGGAGCGCGUGAUUGCGAAGGGCUUUACAGAGGAUCAGUGGCUCAAUGCCCUAGACGAAUACACAACGCUCGAUGUAUGGCAAACUACCGGUAGUGGUGCUAGAUUGGUAUUCGUCACUGCUGGUAAUGAUGACGAGGACGGCAUGGAUGAUUAA